GCUCUUCGAAAGCUAUCCCCCUUUCCUCUCCUCCCAUUAGAAUUCAAAUUGUGUUUGCAAUCGUUUCUCUACGUCUGCACUUGCAUACAUAAUGGCUGAUAUCCUUAUCACCCUCCUCGUUGUCCCUGUUAUUGACCAGGCACUCUCUAGAGUUGCUUCGCUGCUCGACAGUAGAAUCAGACAACUCUGGAAUUUGAAGGCGGAGCUGGAGACGCUGCAGCAGAGGCUCAAAUUGAUGAAAUCUGUGCUCAUAAAUGCAGAUCAAAUGCAAAGUGAUGAAGGCACAAGGGGUUGGCUGCAGAGGAUCCAAGAUGCAGCUGAUGAUCUGCGGGUUCUGCUGGAUGAGCAUGCAUAUGGAGUUCACCGGCAGAAAGGUCGGAUUCAAAGCCAAUUCAAGAAACAGGUGCACAAUUUCCUUUCUCCCUCCAAAUCCAUGCUUAGCAAAAUUAAGGAGAUUAAUGUGUCUUUCGAUGGCAUUGUACGAGACUCAGAGAUUAUUACACUGAUAAAAGACAACCAAAAUCGUGAAGCUCCUAGGCUAGAAGAAGCUAAUGAGUCAUUCUAUAAUUCUGAAGUUUUGGGAAGGGAUGCUGAUGUCUCAAAAAUUGAAAGUUUGCUGGAUGAGUUGAGCCAGGAGCAUCGCCUCUCUGGCCUUUCCAUAGUUGGCAUGCCAGGUGUUGGAAAGACAACAUUAGCUAGAUCAAUAUAUGUGAGGGCAAGGGAAAAUCACCCCUCCAGUCUGGUGGCCUGGGUGCCGGUACGUAAGGAUCUUAAAGAAGAGAUGAUUUUAGGACAGAUGUUGCAAUAUCUUGAUAGCCUUGCUGCUGGAAUGACAGAGAUCGGUCAAAUACUUCAUCAUCUUAAACCAAAGUUAGAAAAUAAAAAAAUUCUUCUCAUCCUUGAUGGUGUAUGCAAUGAAGAAGAUGCUCGGGGGUUGAAAGAGUUCAUCUCUCGUCUGCCACAAAGGUUCAAAACUGCUAGGAUCUCUGUUGUCAUAACAACUAGUAAUAAAGAGGUAGCUUCAAUAAUGGACACAAUUCCUUUGCAUAAGCAUGAAUUGCAAAAGCUAUCAGAUGAUGCCUGCUGGUUGAUAAUGGAGGAGAAUUUUCUCAGAUCGUCCAAUGGAACUCCAAUAGAAGAUCCACAGUUGUUGCUUAUUGGAAAAGCUAUUGCAAAACAGUGUGGCGGUUUGCCAUUAGUUGCAGCUGUCUUUGGCAAACAUUUGGGCGUUCAUAUUGGGGUAGAUGAGUGGUCAGCUAUCAGAGAUGAUAAGGCAUGGCAUGCACCACAUAGACAGGAGAUUCUGUCUCAACUGAAAAAAGGUUAUGAUCAGUUGCCUCCGCAUUUGAAAAGAUGCUUUUCUUUCUGUUCAAUUUUUCCAAAAGAAAAAAUUGUUAAAAUUAGUAGAGAUGAAUUAGUUCAGUGUUGGAUGGCUAAUGGGUUUCUUUCCAAAUCUAAUGACGGCCAAUCUGAUAAAGAAGAAGAUGUUGGUAACAGGUACGUCAAUGAUUUGGUAUCCAAUUACUUAUUGGAAGACGUGGAGAUGGAUGAGUGCGGGAAUAUAAAGUUUUGCAAGAUGCAUGAUGAGGUGCAUAAUCUUGCAUUGCUUUCAGCAAAAUGUGAAACAUAUAUUUGGCCAGAUACCCAUCCAGUUGAGGAGAGUAUUCGGCAUAUGAGGGUUCAGUCUGCUGAAAAACUUCAAGAUGUUCCAGAAGGUGUUGCUCAAAGGUUGCGCUCUUUGUUCUUGGAUGUUGAUAUUUUGUGCCUGAUGCCUAAGAAGUUCGGAGGUUUGCAAUCUUUAAAGCUAGCAGCUGCUGAUGCAAAUGAGUUGGAAUCUGCUCUUGGCGGAUUGAAAUAUUACCUGAAAUACCUUGACAUAUCAGGAAGUGCAAUUAAGAGACUACCAAAAUCUGUCACCAAGCUCUACAAUUUGCAGACUUUGAGAUUCACAGGCUGCAAUUCAUUGGAAAAGCUCCCAAGUGGUUUUGAAAAUCUAGUCAGCUUGAGGCAUAUUUAUUUUGAUGAUGAAAGGCAUGUGCCAAGUAGCAUUGGGAAAUUAGCUUCUCUUCAGACUUUACCGCUAUUUGUUGUGGGCACAAAAAAGGGUCGGAGAAUUGAAGAGCUUGGAAAAUUGAAGGAACUCAGAGGAAAACUGAAAAUUUGCAAGCUUGAGCUAGUACCUCAAUCAGAGGCUAGUAAAGCAAAACUUAAAGAUAAAGGAAAAUUGAUCAAGUUGCAAUUUGUAUGGAGUAAAAACAGAGUCAACAGCAACCAAGAUAUGGGUGUUCUGAAAGGUCUUCAACCUCCCUCAACAUUGAAAAGCUUAACCAUUGAGAAUUAUAGGGGAGACAACUGCCCUUCAUGGAUGAUGAAUUUGGAACAGCUUGUGAAGUUGAAAUUGAUUGAUUGUGAUGAAUGUGGUGAUAUUUCAUGCCUUGAAAUCUUACCUCAGCUUAAGGUUCUCAAUAUAAAGGCAAUGCCAAAUGUGAAGAAGAUAGGCAAAAUGUCUUAUCAUCGAAACAGCAGCAUGGCAAGCAGCAGCCAAGGUGGGGGACAAUCAAUAAAACCAUUUCCAGCUUUGAGAAAACUCAAGUUAAGUAACAUGACACAGCUGGAGGAAUGGACAGGGGCACAAGACAUGGUCGUGUUUCCUUGCCUUGAGGAGUUGCAUAUUGGGGAUUGCCCAGAGCUCAAAACAUGGUGUGCAAGCAACAGCCAAGGCAGAGGAGAUUCAAUUACACCAUUUCCAGCUUUGAGAGAACUUACUUUAAGUAACAUGGCAAAACUGGAGAAAUGGACAGAUGCACAAGGCAUGGUCGUGUUUCCUUGCCUUAAGGAGUUGCAUAUUGGAGAUUGCCCAGAGCUCAAAACAUGGUGCGUAAGCAACAGCCAAGGCAGAGGAGAUUCAAUUACACCAUUUCCAGAUUUGAAAAAACUUACUUUAAGCAACAUGACAAAGCUGGAGAAAUGGACAGAAGCACAAGGCAUGGUUGUGUUUCCUUGCCUUGAGGAGUUGCAUAUUGAGGAUUGCCCGGAGCUCAAAACAUGGUGCGCAAGCAACAGCCAAGGCAGAGCAGAUUCAAUUACACCAUUUCCAGCUUUGAGAAAACUUACUUUAAGCAACAUGACAAAACUGGAGAAAUGGACAGAAGCACAAGGCAUGGUUGUGUUUCCUUGCCUUGAGGAGUUGCAAAUUGGGGAUUGCCCGGAGCUCGAAACCUGGUGUGCAAGCAACAGCCAAGGUGAAGGAGAAUCAAUCCUACCAUUUCCAGCUUUGAGAAAACUAACAUUAAGUAAGAUGACAAAUCUGGAGGGAUGGAAAACAGCACAAGGCAUGGUUGUGUUUUCUUGCCUUGAGGAGUUGCAUAUUGGGGAUUGCUCAGAGCUCAAAACAUGGUGCGCAAGCAACAGCCAAGGCAGAGGAGAUUCAAUUACACCAUUUCCAGUUUUGAGAAAACUUACUUUAAGCAACAUGACAAAACUGGAGAAAUGGACAGAAGCACAAGGCAUGCCAAGGCAGAGGAGAUUCAAUUACACCAUUUCCAGUUUUGAGAAAACUUACUUUAAGCAACAUGGCAAAGCUGGAGAAAUGGACAGAAGAACAAGACAUGGUUGUGUUUCCUUGCCUUGAGGAGUUGCAUAUUCGAGAUUGUCCAGAGCUCAAUACAUGGUGGGAAGAUGAAUUUGCAUCUCCGAAUCUCUCUAUACUAGGCAUACAAUCAUGUCCAAACUUGCAGGCUAUCCCAACUGGGCUGUGGAAAUUAACAUCUCUUGAUAUAAAUGAUUGUCCCAAAUUAAUGGGGUAUGCUCAAGAAGACAGCGACAAAUGGUCCUCCAUUUGCCACACUUGUAGUAUCAGAAUCAAUGGGCAGAUGGUGCGAUCCUGAAGAUCUUGAUUUUUCAAAGUGCCCUUUUCAAGUCAACGGUGGAUAAGGAAGAUACAGAUUGAGGAUUGAAAAAAGGAAUAUAUGCCAUACGAACUUUAUUUUACAGAGACAAAGAAGAAAAGAAGUCUCUUCCUAUCAACUUCUGCUUCUCAUUGGCCUUAGGAACUGUCAAAAUAUUCAGUUUUGAUGGAAUGGAAGGUUUGUUAGAAUUGGUUGAGAGACCUCUUUUUCUCCAGGAGCUGAGAACUGGGUUUCACACUAAUUUGAUGCAUCUACUUUUGCCGGGCCAUGCACCCAAUGCCUCUACAACAAACUAAAAUCAAAGGUCUAGGUUCAUGAUUCUUAUGAUUGUUCCAAUCAGAGGAAAGAUGCAUGUGAGGAAGCAUCGGUGAAUGGUCCAAGAUUUUCCUGAAUCCAAGAAUAAAUGGUCUUAUUGAGAAGGUGCAUGUCGUCCCUAAUUGAAGCGUCAAGGCAUGAACUUACUGAUGAUGGAGAUCUAUUCUAGCAUCUGCUUGUAGAAGUAAAAUCAAAUAUAUAUGUCUAUCCAAGCAAAAUGUUCCCACCCUGCAAUUCUUUGAUUUUAUCAAAUGCCGCUCGGAGUUCAUGAAUAAAACUGGUCAUCUUGAUACCUCUCUAAAGGGACGUUUGCAAAAAGCAUCGAGUGAUAUUGAAGCCCUGGUAAUGCUAGAAUUCAUUUUGAAGAUUUUAUUAUUGUUGUAACUCUAUAGUUCCAUAUGGAGAAGAAACUUUGUAGGAAUGUUAUUUCCAAAGCGUAAGUUUCCAUCUGGAUUUCCACGUAAAAGGAUUUUAUUGUGUGGCCGAAGGCUGACGUUCAUAGGAGAUUCAGUGCGAUCUGGAAGUUUGGAAAUUCAUUUUUUUUUAUGGAAUACUGAAUCUUCAUUAACAAAUUUUAAGAAAUACAAGUCUGAUAA
This is a messenger RNA of Rubroshorea leprosula, 4819 nucleotides long. Lineage: Eukaryota; Viridiplantae; Streptophyta; Magnoliopsida; Malvales; Dipterocarpaceae. The record is from the annotation of a GenBank genome assembly.